GCGGCCCCGGGGCACGCAGCCGCGCCGCAGCGCCCCCUGGCGAUGAGCGGCGAAGCCCCAUCCCGCGGCGCCGCACCCCGAGCUCGGGGGGCGCUCGGCCCGCAGCCCCCGCCUGCAGGGAGCGGGGAGGGGAUUUCUCCCGUUACACCGUCGGAUUUUCAAGCCCGAGAAAUUCGCUUUUGACAAGCGGACGGCUAAAGCAGAUUAACCUUUCUGCUAAUCUUCUAUAAUGGCUUCGGAAUCUCCUUAACCAAUAAGGAAAUGAUAAGGGCCCGUUUCUUUUCAUCUGUAUCUAUAUUGUCCUCCCUUGUCUGCAUUUUUUUUUCCUCCUUCUUGUUUUAUUUUCCAUUCCUUUUCUAACACGAAAUGGCCCAGCGAUCCUAUCGCCCGCGGCCACCAUAAACACAACAUCAGUAAUCCCUUCCUUUAUUCCUCUCCGGUAACAGGGUGCAGAGAGGUGUCUGCCGAUUGGGAUUGAUCACAGCAGCCAUCAAAAGUCUCCUUUGUAAGAUCUGGAUCCUAAAUCCCAUAAUUCUUUGAUAAAAGAGGCAUUACCGGCCCAUUUUCCGAAGUGAAAGGUAUGGGAGAGAUGGGGAAAAAAAAAGCAAUCAGCAGAGGCACUAAUAGGCUGUGUGUGUGUGGUGGGAGGCAGGCUGGGAAGGGCCCUUUGUGAAGGAAUGGGGAAUGGGGAUUAAUCUGCUUCGGCCGUCUGAUUAGUACAGCUGAGAGCAGAAUGAGUCUGAUUUGGGGAGCAGGGCCUGGCCCCACACCGUCCCCAUGCCAGGGCUGGGAGCUGGGGGCGGGCAGCUGCAGGCUGCAAGGGGCUUUUCCCCUUGUAUUGAAAUGGUUAGAAGGUAUGUUGCACAUUCAAUAGCCAAAAGAGAAGCAAAACAGAGGGAUGGAAGAAAAACUACUGACGUUUGAUGUGUGAGUUUCACAGCCCUUCCACUGUGUCCCCAGGCUGCUCAUCUUGCUAGGUUCAAUACGAGCACCCAUCCCUUCCAUGGUGAUUCCCAGAGAGUGUUCACUCCUGGGCACCGCUUCCCCUCCACACUGCGAGCAGAACACAUCCAACGUGCCUCCCCAAAGGGCAGCUGUGUGGGAAGUGCUCUCAUGCCACCGAGAUGUGCCACGGAGCCGUACCACCAAGCCAGGCCACCACCACGCUGUGAGCGACCCUAAUCGAAUUCAUUAAGGAAUCCGAAUCCUUACAGAGGGUGUGCAAGAUGUAAAGCGUCUGUGGUACUGUUCUGAUUAUGGCAGUGGAGGCGGGGGGAGGGAGGAGGAGGGAAAACACAAUUUCUCUGCUUUCAGCAGGAAAAUAAGUCAACUUUUGCAGAGAGUUCUGGUGCAGCCAAAGGCUAUGCUCUCAUUAAAAAUGACUUUUUAUUAAGCUGAGCUCUCUCCUCUCUCAUAUUGUAUGAUAUGACAGCUCUCUUUUGAUGGGAAAGCUUUCAUUUGGCCAGAGAAAGGGAUAAUUUGCUUCUUGUAAGGAGUUAAUCCUCCAGUCCAUUUCUAUGCUGGGGAUGGCUGUCCUCCCCCUGCCCUGCACCGGAGGCUCCGGCACAAUGGAGAUCAUAACCACCUCAAAUCUACACCUGAGAUGGAGAAAUCAGAUUUCCUUCUUGAGUCAUUUCUGUGGGAUUAGCUAAAUCUUAGAUCCACACUAACCCUUCACAAAGCCGCCAAGAUUAGUUAGAAUUUAUUUUAUUCACAAGGGGGUUUAUGGUUUUCUUUCCAAAGGGAUUAUAUAUAUCUCUCUCUAUAUAUAGGGUGACUUCAGGCGUAAAGCAGCCAGGUUAGAGGGAGGAACAGUGUGCGGUGUGUAUAAAAUAAAAACUCUGCUGCCAGAAUGACCAUCACUUGAAACUCCGGGACAACGCAGGGAUUCUGGGCAGCCUCACUGCUCUGCUUUCAGGGCUCCGUAACACUGCAAGACCCUGAAGAGAGCAGACCCUGCUCAGUGUGAGCUUCCACCACCACUGGCCCAGCCAAGGAUGUCUGCAGAGCCCACGCUGGAUGCCAGCUCAGGCAGGAGAGCUGUGCAGUGCUCGUUCAGCAUUGAGAACAUCCUCGCCAGCCCGGCAGAGAGGAGCCCCCAGGUUCUGGUCCCACUCUGCCUCCAGGGCAUCCUGGACUGUGCUCCCAAAGGGCUGUGUGAGCUGGAGGGCAUUGCCCUGCAGGAGGAGGAGGAGGAGGAGGAGGAAGAGCUGGAAGGUGCGGCUUGUAGCUGCUGCUGCUGCUCCCACACGGGCACACGGCCUCUGCAGGACCCUCCGGGUUGGCUGGGUGAGUGAUCGGGGCUCUGCACGGUGCAGUUUGUGUGCUGGGUGACAGUGCUCUAGUGAGGAGCUGCUGAGUCUGCUGUUAGCAGGGCUUCUGAGAGCUGCCACCUUCACCAGGGAUUUAAAUCAGCAGGUGCUCCUUGUUACCAAAGCACUGCUGCUUUGUGGUAAAGCACACAGAGUGGCACUUCAGGGUGGGAGCUCUGCACAGAGCAUGGGCCCCAUGGUCAUGCUGGCAGUGCUCCUUCUCACCACCCGCUCUUGGGAACCUCACUUGUCCUUUCAGGGAAAGGUGGGAGGUUUUGUGGGUUUUUUUUUUUUGCUACAUCUAGCAAAAUGGAUGCAUUUAGCAAAAGAAAAUAAAAGAAAAAUAGAAAACCUUCAUUUGUGCUUCAAAGGCAUCCUGAAAGUUCAGAAAUACUCCAUGUUAUGAUGGAAAAACAACUCUUAGCUAUGCUGUAAGUUUCCAAGUCGUUUUCUGGAGCUUGUCCACAGCAUCACUGGUAAGUGAACACAGAAAACAACACUAGAGCUCCCCACCCAUAUGCUUCUUCCCAAGCAACACUCUGAGCCUUUCUCCUGCUUGCACUGUGGUCAUGCAUCUUUCACCCAUGCAAGCUGCACUCCAUCCACACAAUGAGUGCAGAUGCAGACAGUGCUCGAUGCCGCUGUACUUCAUCCCCACAGAGCUGACUGUCCCACUCCUUGCAGACACAAGGUUCCCUUGGCCCAUGCGACUGCUCCACUCGGCGGUCAGAGGCUGCAAGAGCCCCCAGGGCAGCCCCAGAGAGCUGCAGGCCUUCCAGCAGAUCCAGCGCCGGACGCGCCGCCAUCGCACCAUAUUCACCGAGGAGCAGCUGCAGGCCCUGGAAACACUUUUCCACCAGAAUCAGUACCCGGACGUCAUCACCAGGGAGCACUUGGCCAACCGCAUCCACCUGAAGGAGGAGAGGGUGGAGGUCUGGUUUAAGAACCGUCGAGCCAAGUGGAGGCAUCAGAAGAGAGCAUCUGCCUCGGCGCUGGUCCUUCAGGGCAGCGCGGAGCCGCCUAAGGAGAGCCGCUAACGGCCCUGAGGGAGGGGAUCAGCCGGGCCGGGGCUCCUGAGGUUCAGAGGGCGGGAUGGGCGAAUGCAGGCGUGGCUCCUCCAAAACCCGACCUCUGCGCUGAGCCCCGUUCCCGUGGGGUGGCCCUCAGAUGCCGAAGCGGGCACAAAGCCGAAAGGCAGUGUGAGGACAGCGCCUGUGCUGUGCGUGUGGCGCACGGCCGAGCUGCCCGGGCUGCUGGUGUUUGUGUUACCUCCGCUUUGUGAGCACCCUGCCGAUGAAGGCUGCUCUCGGCACUCCGUGGCUUCGAGCAUCGCUAUGGGGCCCCCAGGACGAGGUGCCUCGCCCCAAGCAAUGCGGGCCAUGCCUGCGCCCCUGGCGCGGGCAAAGACCCGCGUCCUUCACUACACACACACCUACGGAGCUGCCGAGCCCUGCCGGUGUCCCUCAGGCCCCGCUGCGACUCCGUUACCA
Gallus gallus (chicken) is the source of this 3802-nucleotide messenger RNA. It is a transcript of the gene GSC2, whose product is annotated as goosecoid homeobox 2. Bases 2882 to 3349 code for a protein of 155 amino acids. The record is from RefSeq and is a predicted model, not a curated record. Gene Ontology annotation, molecular function: DNA-binding transcription factor activity, RNA polymerase II-specific; RNA polymerase II cis-regulatory region sequence-specific DNA binding. The transcript is spliced from 2 exons. Gene Ontology annotation, biological process: regulation of transcription by RNA polymerase II. NCBI's taxonomy places the organism in Eukaryota, Metazoa, Chordata, Aves, Galliformes, Phasianidae. Gene Ontology annotation, cellular component: nucleus.